CCGGGCCGGGCCGGGCCGGGCCGGGCGGGCCGGGCCGAGCCGAGCCGAGCGCGGAGGCGGCGGCGGGCGCGGGCGGCCCCGCGCGCUUUGUUCCCGCCGGGACGGACGGAGCCGCCGCCGGAGCCACUGCGGCCCGCCCGGACGAAGCCGCAGCCAUGCCAGACUCACCGGCCGAGCUGAGGACACAGCCCCGGGCCACGCCCUCUUUGACCCAAGGGGCGGUGAGACAGGCCCCCUCCACGCCUCGGCCCAAUCCCGACGACGGGCCCGCCUUGCCACUGCCCCCCGGCCGUUUGCACGGCUGCCUGAAGUGGUCCAUGGUCUGCCUCUUGAUGAAUGGUGGCCACUCGCCCCCGGCCCUGAGCGGUGCCCCAGCCAUGCCCAAUGGGGUCAGCGGCGGGCCGGCCGCCCCGGCGGCAGCCAUGCUGUGCUCGCAGCACCUGCCCCCCGCCUGCGGCGCCCGGCAGCUGGGCAAGCUCAAGCGGUUCCUCGCCACGCUGCAGCAGUUCGGCCGCGACAUCUCCCCCGAGAUCGGGGCGCGCGUGCGGUCCCUGGUGCUGGGCCUCGUGAACUCCACGCUGACCAUUGAGGACUUCCACUCCAGGCUGCAGGAGGCCACCAACUUCCCCCUGCGGCCCUUUGUCAUCCCCUUCCUGAAGGCCAGCCUCCCCGUGCUGCAGCAUGAGCUGGCCCACUGCGCCCGCCUGGCCAAGCAGACGCCCGCCCAGUACCUGGCCCAGCACGAGCACCUGCUGCUGGACGCCGACGCGGCCUCCUCGCCGUCCGACUCCGACCUCCUGCUGGAUGCCCACGAGAACGGCAAGCGCAGGACUCCAGACAGGACCAAAGAGAACGGCUCUGACCGAGAGGCACCAGCCCCCGACCCCCUCAGCAAACGGCCCUGCACGCUGAGCCCCGCACAGCGCUGUAGCCCCAGCGACGGGCCACACCCCACGCCCCCUCCCCACUACUGCCUGGAGGACAUGGCCAUGGCCCACCACUUACGCGACCCCUACCACCACCCGGACCCCAGAGAGCUGCGUGAGCACUAUCGGCAUGUGGGGGUGCACGGGGCGCAGCCAGAGGAGGUGAUUGACCACAGGCUCACGGAGCGAGAGUGGGCCGAGGAAUGGAAGCACCUCAACAACCUCCUGAACUGCAUCAUGGACAUGGCCGAGAAGACAAGGCGCUCCCUGACCGUGCUGCGCCGCUGCCAGGAAGCCGACCGCGAGGAGCUCAACCGCUGGGUUCGGCGCUACAACGCCUCCGAGGACCCCAAGAAGGGCCCCCCGCCCCCCACCCGGCCCCUUGGCAGCUCUGUGGGCGUGGGGGGGCCUCAGCCAGACGCCUCCCGGGACCUACUGCCGCGGGGACUGCCCAGCUACAUGCCCGAGGAGAUCUGGAGGAAGGCUGAGGAGGCGGUGAACGAGGUGAAGCGCCAGGCCAUGUCGGAGCUGCAGAAGGCCGUGUCGGACGCCGAGCGCAAAGCGCACGAGCUCAUCAGCGCCGAGCGCGCCAGGAUGGAACGGGCGCUGGCCGCGGCGCGCAGGCAGGCCUCGGAGGACGCGCUGGCCGCCGCCAGCCAGCAGGAGGACUCCAGCGAGAGCUGCUGGAACUGCGGCCGCCGGGCCAGCGAGACCUGCAGCGGCUGCAACGCGGCGCGGUACUGCGGCGCCUUCUGCCAGCACCGGGACUGGGAGAGGCACCACCACGUGUGCGGCCAGGGCCUUCAGGGCCCCGCGGCCUGCGCGCCCGGACCAGCGCCCGGGCCGCCCGAGGCCGCCGCCGCCUCCAGCCCGCACCAGGCCGGCUCCGUGGAGCCCUCUGGCCCCGGCUCGCCCAGCUCGCUGGACGCUGCGCCCCACUGACGGUCAGGCCGGUCUGCGCGCCCCUGCCCGCGCCCCCAGCGGGUACAGCGGCCCUGGAGCCCGAACGCCCGAGUCGCUGCUGCUGCUGCUGCUGCUGCCGUGCCUCCUAAAGAAAUCCAGAACUGGCAGGAACGCGCCCAGCUGUCCAGCCCUCUGCCCCAUCGGCCCUCCCGGCGUCCAUGCUCUCAGCCACAAUGCAGGUCCGACUGGCCCGUGGCCUAAACUUUCCAUGAAGUGGGGCCGGGGUCGGCAGACUAGCUACUCGGAAGACAAAAACUCUGGGGCAGGGGCGGAAGUGGCUCUCCUCCCUAAUUAAAACGGAAAAAAGAAAAACUUAUUUUUUAGUUGGAGUUCUGAGCCACGUGUCACCAAAGGUGCUCCAGGUGCACGAGGCUGGGAGGACCGUAAAAAAAAAAAAAAAGGCUUCAAUUUCCAAUUCAAGAAACGUUUUUUGUUUCAAGAUUUCUCCCCUUAAUUGCUGAACUCUUUGGCUUUACGUAGAAAAGUUUGUUGUUUUUUUUUAAAGCAAAGGAAGCAUACCUGUAAACUACCUUACCAGCUAGCCAGCCAAGGACACCAAACACACCUCUGCCCCCAGGGAAAUCCCAAAAGCAAACCCACUUGGAAGACCACAGCUACCUAUCCAAGACCCCCCCACCCGCACGCCCACGCCCCUGAUGAAUGCAGUCCCGAGUGUGCGUGGCAUGAGUGUCCUGUGUGCAUGUCUUAGCGUGGCACGUGUUACUGUCCUGUGUGCAUGUCCCGAGUGUGUGUGACAUGUGUGAGCAUCCUGUGAGUGUCCUGAGUGUGUGUGUUGUGUGUGUCCUGUGAGCGUGUCCUAAGCAUGCUUGGCGUGUGAGUGUCCCGAGUGCAUGUCCCGAGUGCGUGUGGCACAUGUGAGUGUCCUGAGUGUGUUGUGUGUGUUCUGUGAGCGUGUCCUAAGCAUGCUUGGCGUAUGUGUCCCGGAGUGCAUGUCUCAGGUGUGUCCUAAGCAUGCAUGGCGUAUGUGUCCCGCGUGCAUGUCCUGAGUGCACGUGGCAUGUGUGUGUCCUGUGAGAGUGUCCUGAGUGUGUUGUGUGUGUCCUGUGAGCGUGUCCUAAGCGUGCUUGACGUAUGUGUCCCGAGGGCAUGUCCUGAGUGCACGUGGCAUGUGUGAGUGUCCUGUGAGAGUUUCCUGAGUGUGUUGUGUGUGUCCUGUGACCAUGUCCUAAGCGUGCUUGGCGUGAGUGUCCUGAGUGCAUGUCCCAGGUGUGCGUGGCGUGUGCAGUCUCCCAUCUGUGUGUGUGCACGCAGCAGGCCUGCAGAGUGAUUUGACACAAAGGUUCCUUUUCCACUCAUGAAGCAAGCGCUCGUGUGUCCUUCCCAGACAGCAGCCAGUACCCUGCACACAGCCAGGGCAAGCUGGGCGAAUCCUGGACAGUUUCCCGCUGGGGCAGCCCGGGCCCUGCCCUUCCUGCCCCGCAGCUUCACCUCUACCUCCUCCACGCUCCCACCCCGCCCGCCGCAGGCCCUCGCAUUGGCAGCUCUGCUGGCCCUAUUUUGCAGAAAGAGGCAAACCACAAGGAGUUCAGUCGCCCUGCAGCCCGCCUGCCCCUCAGCGCAUUCCCAGGGAGACCCCCAUCCCACCUUGCCCUGGGUCCGCUCCACUCAAGGCCACUCCAGAAAGACGGAGAGGGACCCGGCCGCAGCCACCUGGACUCAGCGGGCCCGGGGCCCCAGCGAGUUGCUGGAGGAUCAGCUACUGGAAGUUCGGCCCACAGAGGCAGGAAGUCCCUAUGACGUUAAUGUGAAUGUAUAUAAUCCUUGCCCAGGUCCAAAUAAUGCAUUCUUGGUCACGACGAGAAAAAGCGACG
Sorex araneus (European shrew) is the source of this 3721-nucleotide messenger RNA. RefSeq names its product CBFA2/RUNX1 partner transcriptional co-repressor 3 (gene CBFA2T3). The record is from RefSeq and is a predicted model, not a curated record. Gene Ontology annotation, biological process: DNA-templated transcription; negative regulation of DNA-templated transcription. Bases 156 to 1868 code for a protein of 570 amino acids. Gene Ontology annotation, cellular component: nucleus. Gene Ontology annotation, molecular function: transcription corepressor activity. The transcript has 12 exons. NCBI's taxonomy places the organism in Eukaryota, Metazoa, Chordata, Mammalia, Eulipotyphla, Soricidae.